AUUAAAAUUUAAAAGUCUCUGAUUCCAUAAAACGACCCCACUUUCCCACUAUUGUUAUGAUAAUUUGGAACCUUUUUCACGCAAGAAUAAGCUCUACGCACGCAAUAUUGCUAUUGUUUCUUCUUCAUAUUUUCCUUUUUUUGGUUAAACAAGUUGUUUCUGGGAACCUUGAAUAUUCAACCUGUGAUAUGGGCUACCUCAAUUCUGUUUUGUCUUCUUCAAGUCAGGUUCAUGCUGCUGAUGAUUCACCUGUUAGUGGUGGAGGACUCAGUCAGAAUGGAAAGUUCAGCUAUGGAUAUGCUAGCUCCCCUGGCAAAAGAUCUUCAAUGGAAGAUUUUUACGAGACAAGAAUUGACGGCGUUGAUGGCGAAGUUGUUGGUCUUUUUGGAGUUUUUGAUGGUCACGGCGGCGCUCGUGCUGCAGAGUAUGUCAAGCAAAACCUGUUCAGCAAUUUGAUCAGUCACCCAAAAUUCAUUUCUGACACCAAAUCUGCAAUAGCUGAUGCAUAUACGCAUACCGACUCUGAAUUUCUGAAAUCAGAAAAUAACCAAAACAGGGAUGCUGGAUCUACUGCUUCUACUGCCAUUCUUGUUGGUGAUCGCUUGCUUGUUGCAAAUGUCGGGGACUCUAGAGCUGUUAUAUGCAGGGGUGGAAAUGCUAUUGCUGUGUCCCGAGAUCACAAACCAGAUCAAACCGAUGAGAGGCAAAGGAUAGAAGAUGCAGGCGGUUUCGUUAUGUGGGCUGGAACUUGGAGAGUUGGUGGUGUUCUUGCUGUUUCUCGUGCAUUUGGUGAUAGACUCCUUAAGCAAUACGUUGUUGCUGAUCCAGAAAUUCAGGAAGAAAAAGUCGAUAGCUCUCUCGAGUUUCUUAUAUUGGCUAGCGACGGGCUAUGGGAUGUUGUCUCUAACGAGGAAGCUGUUGCUAUGAUUAAACCGAUCGAGGAUGCAGAGGUGGCAGCAAAGAGGCUGAUGAAAGAAGCGUAUCAGAGAGGCAGUUCUGACAACAUUACUUGUGUCGUGGUUCGUUUCCUGAUGAACAACCAAGGUUCUUCGUCUCGUAAUAGCUCUGGCUAAAGUGUCCUUUAAAACAUAGGAUUGUGACAAAACCAGUUUAUUAUAGGGCAUCAUUAUUCCUUGUAACUGUGUGUACUAUACCAUGCAAACAUAGAAGUCAAAACUUGAACUCAUUAUGGUCCUCUAGCAUAGCUAUGUUAUGAUUAAUUUGGGGUCUUAUUUGUAUUGUAACUAGGAAAAAUUGUUUUGUAAAACUUGUGGCCAUAGUUUUAACUGCACAUACAGGUGAUGCAUGUAAAUGUGGUGGUUUUGUUCUCA
Molecule: messenger RNA, 1331 nt
Organism: Lathyrus oleraceus (garden pea)
Lineage: Eukaryota; Viridiplantae; Streptophyta; Magnoliopsida; Fabales; Fabaceae
Product: probable protein phosphatase 2C 59
Exons: 8
Coding region: 57-1073 (338 amino acids)
Biological process (GO): protein dephosphorylation
Molecular function (GO): protein serine/threonine phosphatase activity; cation binding
Source: RefSeq, a predicted model, not a curated record